AUGGUCGUUGAAGCUUCACUACUUGAUAAAUUAGACGAGGUUGAUGCAUUUCUUUCUGGCCAAGAAGGAAAGAUUGAAAGAAAUCGGGACCCCAAAAUGUGCAGACAUAAUGUAAAACAAAAGUGCACUCAUUGCCUGCCAAUUGAUCCUUAUGAUGAAGAAUAUUUGAAAGCAAAAGAUAUUAAACAUAUGUCUUUUCAUUCAUAUGUGCGAAAAUUAACUGAAGGAAGUGGGAAAGGUUCUCAGCUCAAGAAACCACUGGAGAAUUUAAGAUGUACCAUCGAUUUAACUUGUGUUGCACACAAACCAUUUCCUGCUGGAAUAUGUACACGAUGCAAGCCUGCUGUAGUCACUCUGAACCGACAGCGUUUCCGUCACGUCGAUAAUAUUUCUUUCGAAAACGACAGCUUGGUUAAUGAGUUUCUGAACUUUUGGAGAAAAUCAGGCAAGCAAAGAGUUGGAUUCUUGCUCGGAAAAUACAAUCCUUUCAAUGAAGUUCCUUUGGGUAUUAAAGCAACUGUGAGUGCAAUAUACGAGCCUCCUCAGUUAUCGCAUGCAGAUAGCGUGUCUUUCAUAGAAGACGAGAAUGAAAAAAAUGUAGACAAGCUGUGUUGCUGGUUAGGCAUCAAAAGAGUUGGAUGGAUUUUCUCUGACUUGUGGUCUGCUGACAGCAUCAAGGGCACUGUACAUUGUACAAGAAAUAAGGAUACUUUUCUGCUGAGUGCUGAAGAGUGUAUUACUGCUGGGCACUUACAGUCAAAAUAUCCGAAUGUUACGGAUUAUAGCACAGAUCGCUACUUUGGUUCGAAAUUCGUUACAGUUGUAGCUAGUGGGGAUGAGAAUGAAACAGUGAACUUCCAUGGAUAUCAGGUCUCUAAUCAAUGUAGCUCGUUAGUCGAUGCUGAAGUACUCUGUCCAUCGAAUCAUCCCGAGUUGGCAUAUAUAAGAGAGAAGCCUUUGAAUGAUAAGCACUAUAUCACAGAUGUACAAUACACGGAGAAAAAUGAAUAUGGAGCCGAAGUGCGGAAAGAUGGCAGACCUCUUCCAGUCGAAUAUUUACUGGUGGAUGUACCUGUAGGUAUGCCGAAGGAGCCUCAGUUCACCUUUACGGUUCCGAAAAAAAUUCAGUUCAUGAUUGAAAAUCGAAAUGAGAGUUCGAGUUCUCAAAACAAUAACUUCAACCAGUACAGCUCAGAGUUUGCUCCCAACCAGUUUUUAGAACAAGCGUCAAACUUCCAUUUUUUGAUGUAUCUUCUCACCAAUAACAUUGUAAAGUUCACCGACGAAGAAAUACAGGGCCUCUGCAAAGCCGUUGUGUCUCGGGAUCGAGGGGCAGCGAUGGAUUGGGCCAAGCAUUGUAUUAAUUGGCAACAGUUUCAGGCUCUUCUUUCGGAACACAAUACUACAGAUUUCGAUCCUAUGGAUGUUGGGCAGCACUGGUCAUGCAAGCACUGUACCUAUGUGAACACUGUACCACGUACUGACUGUGCCAUCUGCAGCCUGCCUUCUAGUUAA
Auanema sp. JU1783 is the source of this 1515-nucleotide messenger RNA. The record is from the annotation of a GenBank genome assembly. NCBI's taxonomy places the organism in Eukaryota, Metazoa, Nematoda, Chromadorea, Rhabditida, Rhabditidae.